AUGUUUGUAGACAAAUGGGAACCUGGAGUGGUACUUGUCAAGCCAGAGCUCACCUCAGCUCCCAUUUGGCUCGAGCUAAGGAAGGUCCCCUUUCAGUUCUUCAAUGAAGACGGAUUGGAAUGGAUUAUGGGACUGGUUGGUCACCCUGAGUUCCUUCAUCCAGCGACUGCUAAAAAGACUAAUCAGGAAGUUGCCAAAGUUUUUACUGUCAUUGAUCCCAGGAAGCCUCUCCCGGAGGCGGUAAAUGUUCAGUUUGACUCCGGAGAAAUCUGUAGAGUGUUGGUAUCAAGUCCUUGGAUGCCUCCGGUUUGUGACCUUUGCAAGGAGAUUGGCCACAUUUCCAAGCGCUGUCCGAAAAUCUCCAAGACCUGUGCGUACUGCAAGUCCCCUGAUCAUGCUCUACGUCACUGUCCAAAGAAGGUUAGGCAGGAGGGCCAAGGAAAAAAGACUAGGCGUGGAAGAUCAAAGGACAAAAGGGCUGAGGCAGGUGUUAGUUACAACUCUAUUUCGCCUCGUUCUACCCCUACAAAUGACCAGGAGCAUCCUCAAGUUCAGAAGUCUUUGGCUGGUGGAGGUGAACUCAAGUGUAUUCCAACGACCUCCCCUGCCAACCAAGUCAUUACUUCAGGUUCUCUACAGGUGGAGGUUGCUACGAACUCCAAGCUCGGAACAACAACUGAUAGGGUAAGUGGCGAGACUAGCGGCACUGUUCCGAUUGCGCAAAGAGAGCUGCCAAGGAGUAGCUCCCGCUCUGAUCAGUCUGACGUCCAACCAGACUCCUCGGACGUGGAGUCCUCUGACUCUGAACUUGAAGAAGGUGAGUUCAGCAAACAUGAACCGGAUUUUGAAGUCGUGCGGAACAUGAAAAGAUUCUCAGGUCAGAAAGGGAAACGAGGCAGGGGCCCCAAAAUCAAUUAA
Brassica oleracea var. oleracea is the source of this 918-nucleotide messenger RNA. RefSeq lists its product as uncharacterized. The coding region runs from base 1 to 918 and encodes 305 amino acids. Gene Ontology annotation, molecular function: nucleic acid binding; zinc ion binding. The transcript has a single exon. Lineage: Eukaryota; Viridiplantae; Streptophyta; Magnoliopsida; Brassicales; Brassicaceae. The record is from RefSeq and is a predicted model, not a curated record.